AUGCCCGCCAGCAAAGUACUCGCAUCAUGGAAAAAUUCUACAAUAUCUGUUAAACCACCCAGCUAUCGGAAUAAACCUUUGGUCACCAAUCAAAGCUGGCUAAAGGGUAAACAGCAUGAUGAUAAUGCCGAAGGCCUUUGGCGUAUCUAUGAUAAUUUAUAUGAUUUUACGGAUUUCAUAUCGAAGCAUCCGGGUGGCAGUUUUUGGUUGGAAAAAACUAAGGGUACGGAUAUCACCGAAUCAUUUGAAACUCAUCAUAUAAAGGGUGUACCCCAGGCUAUAUUGGAAAAAUAUUUUAUACGUAAAGCCAAAGCGCCGAGAAAUUAUACAUUGACCCUGCACGAAAAUGGUUUUUAUCGCACGCUGAAGAAACGCGUUGCCGCAGAAAUGAAACACAUCGAUCAGAGUCCAAAGGAGAAGACGAGGCUCUACCAUUUACUUCUUCUCUCCUCCACCUUGUUAUUCGUUGUGCUCUCGGCCCUCUUACCAAAUAUUGUAUUUGAGGUGGCGGCAGCCCUCUCCUUGGCAUGGGUUAGUAUAUCGGCCCACAACUACUUUCAUCAACGGGAUAAUUGGCAAAUGUAUACCUUCAACUUGACCCUGAUGAAUUUUAAUGAAUGGCGGAUUUCACAUGCCCUGUCACAUCAUGUCUAUACCAAUUCGUUACAUGAUUUGGAAAUGUCCCUGUUCGAACCAUUUUUAUGUUGGAUUCCAAAUCCACACAUUGCUUCAAUGGGACGGCGUAUUAUAUCGGUGAUAAUACAACCCGUGUUCUAUGCUAUGAUAUUUCCAUUUCAUUUUAUCUUGAGAGUCAUUAAUUCGUUGUUCGCCAAAAAUGUCUUAUAUUGGCAUGAUGUGCUUGGUUUUACCAUACCACUCCUGAUGCUUGUAGUCUCCCAGGCAUCACCCUUAACUGUCCUGAUUCAAUGGUUGCGCAUUCUGGCCAUCUCCAGUUUUAUUUUCGGUUUAAUUGGAUUGAAUGCCUCCCAUCAUACCCCGGAAAUCGUCCAUGAUGGUGAUGCCUUGCGUGAAAAUCGUGACUGGGGCCUUUAUCAAUUGGAUACCAUAAUCGAUCGUGGUGAUAUUAAAAGUUCACAAUUUAUGUGCUUAACACAUUUCGGUGAACAUAGUCUGCAUCAUUUAUUCCCAACUCUGGAUCAUGGUAUAUUGCCACAGUUGAAUGAAGUAUUUUUGAAAACUCUUGAAGAAUUCAAGAGUGAAUUGCGGGAGAUAUCAUUUGCCGAACAUAUUAUUGGACAAAACAAACAGUUGCUAAGGACCGCAGCAAAUCCGAUAGCUGUUGACCAAAGAAAGUCGAAAAAGUGA
Messenger RNA from Musca vetustissima, 1326 nucleotides. Its product is annotated as cytochrome b5-related protein-like. Gene Ontology annotation, cellular component: mitochondrion. Gene Ontology annotation, biological process: lipid metabolic process. The coding region runs from base 1 to 1326 and encodes 441 amino acids. NCBI's taxonomy places the organism in Eukaryota, Metazoa, Arthropoda, Insecta, Diptera, Muscidae. The transcript is spliced from 4 exons. Gene Ontology annotation, molecular function: heme binding. The record is from RefSeq and is a predicted model, not a curated record.